AUGACCACCAAAAACGGUAGCAACAUCGUAGUCGAGUGGCUUCGGUCCCUGCACCUGGGCCAGUACGCCGAUUCGUUCUUGGACAACGGGUAUGACGAUCUGGAGAUCUGCAAGCAGGUCGGCGACCCCGAUAUGGACGCUAUCGGCGUGUUCAACCCGUCUCACCGCAACCGGCUGCUGCAGUCUGUUCGCACACUGCGUGAGGAGGGCGCAGCCAGUGUUUAUUUCACUCUCGAAGAGUCCGCCGCGAUACAGGAGGAAUGUAAGUAUUCCACCUCCAAAGAGCAAUGCGCUCCCAGCCCUGGCCACUCGUCGGGCAGCAGUACGCAAGAGCUUCAGCAGGUACAUUAUGAUGAGUACGAAGAAGGAAAAGCUGAACUAGUCAGGAUACCUAAACUUCAGUUGAAGUUAUUGCUUAAGGACAAAUUACUACAAGAUGGCAUUCGACUCAGCUCUCAACCAUACACUACUCAGAAUGGCGAACGAGGCUAUUUGGAAGGCUUAGCGUCCCGGUACGCGGAUCUGUACAACACCCAUUAUCGGGACAUUCUGGAGUAUCUGGACGAACUUAGGGCCGCCGAGUGGGCCGAAUUAUCUCCCCGGAUCACGUUGUUAGCACCCUCGUCGCCCUCCAGAUCACCAUGCAACAUGGCUGGAAAUCCGUACUCUCAUCACCUGUACGCACCCGGAAAAUACUCUCCGUCUAGCUGUCUGAGCGAUCGUGAAGAAGACGAAAUUUACGGUUUGACAACGGCCGAAAGAAGGUUUCCGCCGGCCGCCGCGGCGGUUAGACCACCCGUACACCUGAACACUGCCAUCAGACAGCACACCGUACAACAACCGUGCUUGAGUCCAAGAUCUGCGUAUUUCUACGAGUUUCCUCCUGCUGACCGACCCGGCAAAAAGAAGAUCACAUUGACGCGGUUUCUGCGGAACUUCAAGACCCACAGGAGAGAUAAAUCGCGAAGUCAACAAAACGUUUCAGCCCGGGCCAACACUCCAGAUUGUUUGGGCAUGACAAUGAUGGAUAACAGAAAUCGUUGUGUGCCUAUGUCCAGCAGAAACCAUGUCGGCAAUCCAUCUGGUUUUGAAGAAACCAUCCAUCGGUUGAAAGUUCAAGAGGCCAUGAUCAAAAAGGAACGUUUCGACCGCGAACACGAGGACAUCCUUCGGGAAAUCCGUCAUGGGCUAUUGCGGUACGGCGGUGGAGGCGGCAGUGGAGGACCUGGCAAGCCCACGGCCCGUUGUAACAACUCGGAUGAGACUUACAUGUAUGACGAUGACAUGCUCAGACACUGGUACGACGAACCUCCGUACGAGUCGGACCCUGAGGAGUUGCUGAUGGAACACGCCAAUAACAGAGUCUAUUAUGGCUACACCAAACACAGAGCGCCCCGGAACAACAAUUCUGGUUCCGUCAUAUCGUUGCGCAGUGCAGGCGAUAUAUCGUUGUCCGGUAGCCACCACCAUCGUGGUGGCAGCGGUCAUCACCGGCAGACGGCCACAGGACUUUUGUUGCCUGCUUCCGGUUCCGGUCAACCCACUACCAUAAUACCGUUGAGGCGACAGAACAGGGAAAGCGGAGAUUACGCCACGUCUGACGUCCAAAGCGUUUGUUCUAGGAUGUCGUCGUUAUCCGUGGAGACCAACCGAUCGGACUACGACCAGGAACUUUACCACAGGCUCAGGAUGAACGGAAUGGACACCGCGGUCUCACCGGGACACAGUUCGGACUACGCCGAUCAAGAUGACUCAUUUCUGCAAUCGUCUCGUCACAGUAAAAGACAACACCACCACAGAUCCAAAACGUCCUCGAAACAAAUGAAACAAAACCAGAGACCCAACCGUCAUCAUAGUUCAGCCGAGAGUCUGCCGAGCACUUCUAGCGCCCAAGCAUUGAUGGGAGCAGCGUCUCAGAGCUCAGAAGAAUCACCGACUUCUUGCGAUGGGACGCAGAAAGUACAAGUGUUGGCAUUGGCGCGGGCCGUGGCCAACAGCAGCCCGAACCCUUAUGACAAAGACGCAUUGAAAUUUAACAAAGGUGAUGUGAUACUGGUAACCACCAUGAACGCCAGCGGGAUCUGGAAGGGAAUGGUCAAAGGCUGUGAUAGAAUAGGCACGUUCAAGUUCGGCAAAGUCCAACCGUUGGUGAACGAAAGCAAUGGGCUCGAGAAGAGCAAACAAAACGCGAAACACAGGCCAAAGUCGUUGCUUCAGCUCCUGCGGACAAUAGGCAUGGAGGAACAAAUGUCCGUAUUCGCGAUGAACGGUUUUGGGGACUUGCAGUCGUUCUGUGAAAUACGCGAAGCGGACCUGGACUACAUGGGCAUAAUGGCGCCGGAACAGAGAGCGAAAAUAUUGGCAGCUGUCCAGGUCAUGCACGACUAUCAGUCGCCCGAAGACGAUUCUAGCAGCACCGAGGAGAACAAAACGGAUCCAAGCUGCGACGACUCUCAGGAAGCUGCCCACAGUCAGCGCGCGAUCGUCCCUGGUGCUGACGUCGCCAAGUCGAAGCCGACGCCCAAACCGCGUUUCUCGGCCAACAACGGUAACGAUGCAGCCUUGUCGUCGCCCGAGUACAGUAAAAAGGCAUCCAAGUCCGCCGACGACCGUCAACAUUUCGGCGGCGACACAGCCAACACCCCUGCCGCCGCCACCGCCGCCAAACCGAACUCGUGUACUUCCAGUGAAAAGUCUUCGGACUCGGGCGUCAGCACCAGUUCGUCUGUGUGUUUCGGAAACAUGACACGGGGCAAACGCAGCGGGGUGAGUCACCAGUUGAACGGCAAAAACAACUUUGCAGGGCACUUGAUUCAGCAGAACAUCAAAGACUGACGGUUGUUGGGCGCUCAUUCUCGUGCAGUCGAUUCCUAUACAUUUUGUACUAUAACCGAUUAAGAGGGGUCAAGGGAGGGUCGUCGAGGGACUUAUGGGAGAUAAAAAUAUAAACCACCACCACCACUGCGAAUACGUCGAGAGAAAGCCAUAAUCAUCAUAUUAUGUAUACAUAACUUACAUUAAAUAUACUUUACUUCUAAACUUGCAUUUAUUACUAAUCUUGGGCAUUCGUUUUCGUUAAAUUUAAAAAUUCGAAACAAAAUAAUUAUUAUAAUAUUAUGUACUCUUCGGCCUACAUUUCUUUUUCGUUUUUAAAAUUAACGUUUUGUCGAAACACUUAUAUUUUGUUCAGAAAUAACGCUUUUAAAGCCGUUUUACACGGCAGCGCUAUUAUUCAACAUGUACCUAUAAUAAUAUGGCCGCAGUGUUUAUUUAGAUUUGUGAUAGUGUACUUGACAUGACAGACUUGUGGGUCCAUUAUGUUUCUUAGUCUUUGGAAUUUUGGAUAUUCAAUUUUCGUGGCAAAUUUUUUUAGUCAAUUUGUUGUUGUUUACGAUAAUUUUUUUCCUUUUGUUACCAUAAUAAUAUAUAUAUAUAAUAUGAGAAUGGACAUGAUUGACUUAAUACAAUUAUUGGUUUUGCUAAAUUAAAUUUAAACAGAACUGGCUAGAAUCAAAAUAAUUUAACUAGUUGUGUAUGGUAUAAACAAACUAAUAGAUAAUGAUGAUAUUGUUAGUAUUCUAGUUGGGUAUUUAGAAUAAUAAAUAUUAUAAUAAUUUUCUACAGAUGUAUUUUUUUUUUUAAUUUAUUGAAAGUUAUGAUAAAUAUUAAACAUUUUCUUUCUAUGUGUUAAAAUUACAGUGUUUAUGUACAUAAAUAAUGCAUUUUGAAUAAGCAAAAUAUUACUUUUGUCAAAUAUAAAUAC
This is a messenger RNA of Myzus persicae (green peach aphid), 3763 nucleotides long. RefSeq lists its product as uncharacterized. The coding region runs from base 1 to 2835 and encodes 944 amino acids. NCBI's taxonomy places the organism in Eukaryota, Metazoa, Arthropoda, Insecta, Hemiptera, Aphididae. The transcript has 15 exons. Gene Ontology annotation, molecular function: protein binding. The record is from RefSeq and is a predicted model, not a curated record.